Molecule: messenger RNA, 1960 nt
Organism: Sphaeramia orbicularis (orbiculate cardinalfish)
Lineage: Eukaryota; Metazoa; Chordata; Actinopteri; Kurtiformes; Apogonidae
Gene: tbc1d19
Product: TBC1 domain family, member 19
Exons: 21
Coding region: 108-1685 (525 amino acids)
Source: RefSeq, a predicted model, not a curated record
AACCGGAGCAGGAGGCUGCUACUGCGGCGCUGGAUGCGGCUCGACCGGAACACGGAAAACGGAGCGGAUUUACGGGAAAAACGGACGGAAAUUCUACCGAAACAACCAUGGACGAAGGCACCGAGCUGUGUGUGACCAUCGGACAGAUAGUCCAGCGGCUGAAGGGGACGCAUUUACACUCCCAGAUAGAGAGACAAGCUAAGGAGUGUCUCCAUCAGCCGGACAUCCGUCUGGAGUCUCUGAAGGAGGACGUGCGCUCCUUCCUCAGGACCUCAGGUUGGGAAAGGCGACUCCAGAAUGCAGUUUACAGAGAACUCCACGUCCAGCUGCCCCCCAGCCACCCGGCGGCUCCUCCAGAACAUCUCAAAGAACCGCUGGCCUACAUGCGAAAGGCUCAGGCCAGCUGGGAGAAGCGUGUCCUCAAAAGCCUCAACAGCAUGAGCUCGGAGCUGGGAGUUCCUCUGGCUCGACGGAGGCCGACGCUGGAGCAGAAGGAACUGACCAACAAAUGGAACGAGAUGGGAACAGACGAACCAGAUUUGAGUCGAUUCAGACCCGUUUAUGCCCCCAAAGACUUCCUGGAGGUUCUGAUCAGUUUACGGAACCCGAACCACGACAGCAGUGAGGAGGUCAGCGUCCGGAGCCACUGGGGGCUGAUCCAGAUCCCCCUCAACGUCAGGGACGUCCCCCAGCUGAGGCGGGCGUACUCAGAGCUGAACAUGGCGACAGGGCAGCUGGGAAUUGAUGACCACGCCCAUGUCCAUCCAGAUUUGUUCGAGAGCGAGUACAUUCAGGUUGGAAAAAAAGUGGUGUCGGAGCAGGACAGUGCAGCGGCGCAGCAGUACAGCAGGCAGGGCUGCCCCACCGAGCUGCGGGCCGACCUGUGGGCCCUGAUCCUCAACUCCACCAACCAGCCACAGGAUGUGAUGCACUAUGAGCAGCUAAAGGCCGGAGUCAUCCAACACGACCUGCUGGUGGACAACCUCAUCUACAAGGACGUGAAGCUCACGGCCAGUAACGACGACUACUACUUUGUGUUUGAGGACUUCCUGUAUCAGGUUCUGCUGUGCUUCUCCCGUGACACCGCCGUCUUGGAUCACUUCAAGUACAACAGCGCCACUCCUCCAAAGUCCUACAUGGAAGGGAAGGAAUCAGGCGACGACUGUGCUGUCGUUUAUCCUCCCAACGGUGUAAUCCCUUUCCAUGGGUUCUCCAUGUACGUGGCUCCGCUGUGUUUCUUGUACAACGAACCGUCCAAACUCUACAGUGUCUUCAGGGAAAUGUACAUCCGAUACUUCUUCAGACUCCACUCCAUCUCUUCCUCUCAGUCGGGCAUCGUGUCGUUGUGUCUCCAGUUCGAGCGCCUCCUGCAGACACACCUCCCUCAGCUCUUCUAUCACCUCCGUCAGAUCGGAGCUCAGCCGUUGCGUAUUGCCUUUAAGUGGAUGGUCCGGGCCUUCUCUGGUUACCUGUCCACUGACCAGCUGCUCCUCCUCUGGGACCGAAUCCUGGGCUACGAUUCACUGGAGAUCGUAGCAGUCCUUGCCGCUGCCGUCUUUGCCUUCCGGUCUGAGAACCUGAUGGAAGUGACGUCGUUGGCCUCGGCCGAGGCUGUCCUCGCCGAUCUGUCAACGCUGAAGGUCAUGCCGCUGAUCCAGAUCUUUCUAUUCGCCACCGCCAUCUGAGGAGAAUGGGGGGGGGUAAGAAGAAGAAGACGCCGCUGCGGACACGCCGCUUUGCCAGCAACACGACCAUGUAACGCCUCAGGUCGUCCAUCAACACGUGUCAAGGAAUCGCCAAGUUUCAACACAAGCAGAAAAACCAAUGAACACUGACCCUGGAUCAGGUCUUAUAUGUGAUACAGAACAUCAGUACAGACCUGGUAAAGGGGGGGGUUAGGGUCCACAUUCAGACCAAUUUGAUCUAAAGUGGAUCAGAACCAGUCAAAUAAGAACAGAAU